AUGGCUUCGCGUUUCUUAUCGACGACACUAAUCACACCUCCGGCGAAUCUCACCAAAUCGCCGGGGAGACUCGGCUUAAGAAAGGGUCGAGUCAAUUUCAGAGCAUUAAGCGAUGGUUCGCAAGGAUCCGUCGAUGGAACCGUUUACAAAGGUGUUUACGGUCCAUGGACCGUAGAACCAUCCGAUGUCAAAGAGGUUGUUCUGUAUAGGUCAGGGCUAGUAACUGCUGCUGCAUCGUUUGUAGCUGCUUCUUCUGCUGCUUUUUUACCAGCGAACUCAUGGUUAAGUGAAACAAUCAAGCAAAACCAUGAUUUCUUUUACUUUGUUGGUGCUAGUGGUUUGGGUCUAUCACUGUUUCUGAUUCAUAUUUAUGUAACGGAGAUUAAGAGGACUCUUCAGGCUUUAUGGGCACUUGGUUUUGUUGGUUCGUUAGCUGUUUAUGCAACACUUGCUAGACCAGCUAGUGAUAACUUGGUUCAUUAUGUUGUUGAUCAUCCUACCGCUGUUUGGUUCGUUGGUCCUCUUUUCGCUGCGCUUACGGGACUCGUUUUUAAAGAAGGACUAUGUUAUGGAAAGCUAGAAGCUGGCCUUCUCACGUUCAUCAUACCUUCAGUUCUUCUCGGGCAUUUGACUGGUCUGAUGAAUGACGAGGGAAAACUGGUGUUGCUAGGAACGUGGAUGGCGCUCUUUGUAUUAUUUGCCGGAAGAAAAUUCACUCAGCCUAUAAAGGAUGACAUCGGGGAUAAAUCUGUUUUCAUGUUCAUGGCUCUUUCGGAAGAUGAGAGGAAGGCUGUGGUUGAAAAACUCGAGCAAGAAAAGUCCAUGUAA
Messenger RNA from Arabis nemorensis, 828 nucleotides. The record is from the annotation of a GenBank genome assembly. Lineage: Eukaryota; Viridiplantae; Streptophyta; Magnoliopsida; Brassicales; Brassicaceae.